UGGUAUCGAUGGACGGUAUAUAAGACUAGAUGAGAAUUAAACAUUGUUAGUAUAGUCACAGCUCUCACAGUCAGAGGGUGGCAAGACCUCCAAAGAUGCUCUCCAAGGUUUUCUUCCUCACCCUAGUGGUUGCCCUGGUAUCCUGUGAUCCGGAACCGGAACCAUCUGCUGACCCAACAGCUGACCCGUCAGCUGAUCCCAGCGCCUGGUAUGGAUACUAUGGAUAUCCUUAUGGAUAUGCUAGAUACGGGUAUGGAUAUUAUGGACAUCCCUAUGGAUAUGGUUACUACGGACGCAAGAAGAGAUCUGCUGAACCCACCGCCGUAGCUGCCGCCGAUCCAUCUGCUGAUCCCUCCGCCGAUCCCUCUGCCGAUCCCUGGUAUGUAUAUGGAUACCCCUAUGCCUAUGGAUAUCGUUAUCCUGCCUAUUCCUAUGGCUAUUCUUAUCCCUACCUCUACGGACGUAAGAAGAGGUCCGCCGAGCCUACUGCCGAUCCUGCCGCAGAACCAUCAGCCAAUCCAUCUGCUGAUCCAUAUUACACAUACGGAUACCAUUAUGGAUAUCCUUACGCAUACGGUGGAUAUUACCGUCCCUAUGGAUACUAUGGAUACUAUGGUUAAAUGAUUUUGUCAAGAAAAUCGUCCUUCUUCUUUCUCUAACUUUGACAGCACUUCAACUCUAUUGUGAUAAAACGAAGAAACAAAGCACAAUACAGAUUAUUUUUGAUAAAAAUAAAAUUUUGCUUAAAUUGA
Messenger RNA from Eurytemora carolleeae, 752 nucleotides. Its product is annotated as prisilkin-39. The record is from RefSeq and is a predicted model, not a curated record. The coding region runs from base 96 to 620 and encodes 174 amino acids. NCBI's taxonomy places the organism in Eukaryota, Metazoa, Arthropoda, Copepoda, Calanoida, Temoridae. The transcript has 2 exons.